Molecule: messenger RNA, 2481 nt
Organism: Suillus plorans
Lineage: Eukaryota; Fungi; Basidiomycota; Agaricomycetes; Boletales; Suillaceae
Exons: 9
Coding region: 137-2374 (745 amino acids)
Cellular component (GO): nucleus
Molecular function (GO): RNA binding
Source: RefSeq, a predicted model, not a curated record
ACAUGGACUAGAGUCACGAUGUAAUGGGUGCGGGCGCGUGGGAAUCUUGCUACUUGUAGUUACCAGUCGCCUUUUUGGAGCUUCAAACUAGUGCUUAACAUACUCUUUCACUUGACUUUGAGAUUUCUGAAGUGCAAUGGACAAGACGAAAUCAAGACUGGCUGCGUUCUUCGAUGACGACGAAGAGUCUUCGUUCCCACAAAAGACUCUCGAUGACACGAAGUUGUCGCAGUACGCGCAAGGCACUGUUCGCAAGUCUCGCCGAGAAAAGGAGAAGGAAGCUGCGGACGCCAAAAAACGAGAGGAGGAAGAGAGUGCUGCCAAGGCAUAUGCUGAUUUCAUUGAUGCGUUUGAAGGGGAAAGUGCGGACAAGCGGAAGACUGGUUCAGGAUUUGUUCGCGCAUCCGAUGGCACGAAAGUGUCUUACCAACCACCAGUCAAGGGUGUCGCGGAAUUCUCGUCGCGCAGCAGGCCAGUUCGAUCUAAUGAAGAUGAAUCUACCGCACCAGGUGGUGCACCGAAGCCGAAAGGCAAACGAGCCAUGGAUUCAUUUCUCGAAGAGAUCAAGAGAGAACAGGCAAUGCGAGAGGCCAGGUAUUCCCGUUCCUCCCAUGGGCGUUCAGUGACUGCAUUAGCAGCAUAUGAAGGGCAGAGUGGCAGCAAGGACCGCGGUGAUCCUGAGACUUCCAACCUUUUUGUGGCCAAUUUACCCUCCAAUGUCACCGAGCAAUCUCUUGGCACCUUUUUUGCGCGUCACGGUCCUGUUGGCUCCGUAAAAAUUAUGUGGCCACGAGGAGAUAUUGUUGCUGGUCCGGGUGGUGACAUGACUGCUUCGCGCCGCAAUAGAAAUUCCGGAUUGAGUGGGUUCGUAUCCUUUAUGAAGCGUAAGGAUGCAGAAGCUGCUUUGAGGGAAGUUGACGGCCUUGAUUGGGGGGGUUCGAUUCUUCGUGUGGGAUGGAGCAAAGCUGUGCCUAUGGCUGCGAAAGCUCUCUAUGUACCGAGCAGGACAUCCAGGUCGAGAUCAAGAUCGCGAGGACACGAACGUAGGGGCAGGAGUCAGUCACAUUCGCCAAGGCGUCACUCCCGAUCUCGCUCUACGGGACGCUAUCGGUCCUCUAGACGUUCCCGCAGUCGUUCUUUAAACGAUAGUCGCUCACCUCGGCGGCGACGGCACUCAUACAGUCGUUCACGCUAUGACAGCCGCAGUCCAUGCAGACGGUCACCCAGCCCUUCGAGGAGGCACGAGUCUGAAGAUGAGGCAUCUGCCGUCACCGACACGUUCAUUCGUGCUGUGGCCGCCGAGGUCAAAGGCCAUGGAUCUGAGUACGAGGAAAAUCUUCGUGAAUGGGAAAGGAACAAUCCCAGGUACUCUUUCAUGACGCGGCGCAAGGUAUGUCAAGAUAUCUCCUUAGUGAGGACGUUGACAGACUGGGACAAGCACCGACGGCACGCAUUCUACAAAGGUCUAGUCGAGCGAGACGAUUUUACUGGUGCAGAAUUUGACGACGAGGGGUAUAACUCAGCCUACUCUACUGAUUCUGCGGAAGAGUCAGAGCAAGAACGAACACGCAAGACUGUUCUAGGCAAGCUAGCUCGCAAACGAUUCGAAGCAAUGCUGCGUGGUGUCUCUGGCAAGAGAGGCGAACUCGCUCGUUGUAUGACAUUCAGCUUGGAGCACGCGGAAGCUGCCCGUGAGGUAUCGGAUAUCAUCAUCUCUUCACUCUUGGUGGAUGGUACACCUGUGCCACGCAAGAUUGCUCGGUUGCAUCUUAUCUGUGACAUUUUACACAACUCGGCAGCCCCAGUACCAAGUGCAUGGAAGUUUCGGCAGGAAUUCCAGUCUCGCUUGGGUAUAGUGUUCGAUCAUUUCGCCACCAUUUAUCAUUCUUUUCCUGGUCGGAUCACCGCGGAAACAUUCAAGAAGCAGAUCACAGCCGUAGUAGACAUUUGGGAAGACUGGAUAGUCUUUGCUCCAGACUUCACUGCAGAACUGCGUGCUAGGCUGGAUGGCACCACGCAGGCUGAUUUGAACAAGCCGAAGGCAGAAGACGAUGCUAGCGUUGCUGCAGCCGAGGCGCAAUCUUCAUAUGUUUCCAAGUUCAAAGCGAAAUCUUUCCAGCCUGCGCAGGAAAUAACCGAGACAACCCCUGAUGUCGUGGACGAUGCUAAUGAUCUCGAUGGUGAACCGAUCGAAGACAUGGAUGUGGAUGGAGAGCCGUUGGAUGUGGAUGGUACACCCCUUGAUGACGACGUUGACGGCGUUCCUCUUGAUCACGGCGAGGACCCUGAUGUCGACGGCGAGCCAAUGGAAGACAUUGAUGGAUCGCCCAUUGAUGCAGAUGAUGUUGAUGACGUUGAUGGUGUCCCUCUUUGAGAGGUUUAAUAUUCCAAUAUCCGUCCCAUUGUAUUGCAGAGAAUAUCAUAACAAGAUAGUGUGUGGUUUGUCAAUGGUUUAAACACAACAGCAUGAUGUACACCUAA